Messenger RNA from Mizuhopecten yessoensis (Yesso scallop), 501 nucleotides. Its product is annotated as proline-rich extensin-like protein EPR1. The coding region runs from base 1 to 501 and encodes 166 amino acids. The record is from RefSeq and is a predicted model, not a curated record. The transcript has a single exon. Lineage: Eukaryota; Metazoa; Mollusca; Bivalvia; Pectinida; Pectinidae.
AUGACACCACUCUACAAGCCUGACAACCGCCUUCCAAGUACACCACCCUACAAGCCUAACAACCGCCUACCAAGGACACCACUCUACAAGCCUGAGAACAGCCUACCGAGGACACAAAACUCCACGCCUGACAACCGUCUUCCAAUGACACCACUCUACAAGCCUGACAACCGCCUUCCAAGGACACCACUCUACAAGCCUGACAACCGCCUUCCAAGGACACCACCCUACAAUCCUGACAACCGCCUACCAAAGACACCACUCUACAAGCCUGAGAACAGCCUACCGAGGACACAAAACUCCACGCCUGACAACCGUCUUCCAAUGACACCACUCUACAAGCCUGACAACCGCCUACCAAGGACACCCCUCUACAAGCUACAAACAACCGCCUACCAUGGACACCACUCUACAAGCCUGACAACCGCUUAUCAAGGACACCACUCUACAGCCUACCGAAGACAGCAGACUCAAUGCCUGAAAACAGCCAGCCGAGGAUAG